Messenger RNA from Cottoperca gobio, 6036 nucleotides. It is a transcript of the gene sphk2, whose product is annotated as sphingosine kinase 2. Bases 1281 to 3965 code for a protein of 894 amino acids. The transcript has 8 exons. Gene Ontology annotation, cellular component: membrane; intracellular membrane-bounded organelle; cytoplasm. The record is from RefSeq and is a predicted model, not a curated record. Lineage: Eukaryota; Metazoa; Chordata; Actinopteri; Perciformes; Bovichtidae. Gene Ontology annotation, biological process: phosphorylation; sphinganine-1-phosphate biosynthetic process; sphingosine biosynthetic process.
CUCAAAGCUGCUGCUACUGCGUAUCCAGUCACUUCCAUGCACCGAGAUACAGCUUUCAGUGACUAUCUGUCGUCGUGAGGGGGAGACAAGAUGAGGAACAAAGAUCUUUGGGAGGGAACGUGAGACUUGACUCAGGACAUUACCAUGACAUAAAUUAAGGAACAACCUGGAGCUGUCUCCUUGUUUGUCUUUUGUUUUGUUUCUGUUUUUUUGUUGUCUAGUCUCCACCUGUCUUACCUAGUGUUAACACUUUUCUUGUGGAGAACAGAUAAUGAAGUAGUAUGCAGGAGUAUUUGUUUUGAUGAAACUUUAUUGUAUCACACUACUAAUGUCUUCAGGACUGGACUAGUCACUCCUCUUGUCUGCCUCAUAUCACUGAGAUUGAAGACAGCAAUAGAGGUAUCAAAGGUCUUGAAAAAGCCUGCACUUAUCAUAUCUUUGUGGCAUUAAUUACACUUGGGCCAGCAAUUACCAUGCAACAUACUCUAUGCAGAAUUCAUCACUUGUGCAGUAAUUUAAUUUAAUUGUUGUAGCCUCCUUGUUUAAACAAGGUGUGUUUGUUUGUCUUAUUCAUACUUAGUAGAUCAGUUUGUCAAUGCAACCAAGAGUUUUAGUAUUUGUGUAAUUAUUCGAAGAUUUCUUGUAAAUGUCGAGGAGCUGCUCAGCUGACUGUUAUAUUGUUAUUGCAUGGGCGGCUUUAAGUUGUAAUGUAAACUAUUUUUUUAACUUAUGCAAUCUUUGUGAAGAACACUUUUGUUUAAAUGACUGAUCUUGUAGUGGAAAAUAUUAAUUUUUUUGUUCUGUUGUCUUUGAAUAUGUUGAAGUAUUGCUCACUCAUUUUUCCACUGGCAGUAAACUGUAUAGGCUAACAGCUCUUCAGAUCAAACUAUGAUGGGAGCUUUCUAACUGUGACACAAAGACUGAUCUUAAGCAGUUUAUAUCUUCACUGGAUAAAUACUCUAAACAGAAGAAUCUUUAAACUGGAAGAAGUUUUUUCUUUUCAAAUGAAGACAUACUUCUGAAAUGGACCGACGGAACAGAAACUCAAAGCUGAUUUGUUUUUGUGACAUUGUCUCUUGAAUCCAAACACUGAAGAAGGAGAAUGAUUUUGAGGAGAUAUCAGGGAUAAAGCGCUCAGACUGACAUUCAGAUACAUUUUGAUUUUCCCUGCAAAUCUCAAAGAGCAGCCAGAUUCCAGUCUUCAAGCCUCUAACUGUAGAAAAUACGUCCAUAAAGCUCCAACCUUUUCCUGAUAAGCCUUGUCCGCCUCAGCAGAUAGGAUGCGAUCUCCAGAACCGUCCACACCUUCCACAGCAGAAGCCCUCCUUCACGGCCAGUUUGCUAGCUGGGGUUCAGGCAGCACGAGCAACAAUAACAGCUGCCCCAACAGCCCUGGUGGUCCGGGAGGACUCUCCCCUGCUGCCUCCCCUACUCCGGCUCCGGUCUCCAACUAUGCCUUGACCCUAACCCACACCCACAUACAUAUCCAGCGGCUGUCCCCACGGCCGGGGAAGGAAGCCCGUCUCCUGCUGCCUUUGUCAGAGCUGGUGGGGUGCAGCUGCCCUCGUGCCCCUGCGCCCCCUCUCCUAGUGCUGUACUGGUACCCGCCAGGCAAACGACGGAAAGGGGUGUCUCGGCGCAGGCAGGUGAGGGCCUACCUGGCAGAAAGCAGGUCUGAAGCUGAGAGGUGGUCGGCUGCUGUGCAGUGUUUACUCAGAGGUGUGACCGUCACUGCUGACACUGAAUUUUCAAGAAGUCUGCUACCUCGUCCCAGGCGACUACUAUUAUUGGUCAAUCCUUUCAGUGGGAGAGGCCAGGCAAUGCAGUUGUGUCAGACACACAUCCUGCCAAUGAUCAGAGAGGCCAACAUCAGCUACAACCUUAUACAGACAGAGCGUCAGAACCAUGCCAGAGAGCUUAUCAGAGAGAUAUCGCUCACAGAGUGGGAUGGCAUCAUCAUUAUCUCUGGAGACGGCCUGCUGCAUGAGGUAAUUAAUGGGCUGAUGGAGCGUCCUGAUUGGGAACAAGCAAUAAAAACACCUGUCGGCAUUCUUCCCUGUGGCUCCGGGAAUGCACUGGCUGGCUCCAUCAACCACCAUGCAGGGUAUGACAUGUGCCUUCGGGAGCCCCUUCUUUUGAAUUGCUGCUUUUUGCUCUGUCGAGGCGGUGUCCGACCCAUGGAUGUGAUCUCUGUGACAACAAGUCCUCCUCCCUCCAUCAACAGUCGUACUGCAGCAGCCAGGAGACUGUUUUCUUUCCUUUCUGUUGCCUGGGGCUUUGUGUCCGAUGUGGAUAUUGAGAGUGAGAGGUAUCGUGGCCUGGGCUCAGCUCGCUUCACUCUGGGCACCCUGGUGCGCAUAGCUUCUCUUCGAUCCUACAAGGGUCGUCUAUCCUACCUGCCUCCCUCUAUUAACACCACAUCACCAGACACCACACCUCCUCCGCCAAGGAGACCCCUCUCCCGCAGUAUCACAGAAGGCCUGGACGACUUCUGUCGAACGCCCAUCCAUCGCACCUGCUCUGACAUGGGCAUCAGCGAACAGAGGAGCCUGCGUAAGGGUGAGGUGGAGAGGGAAAAAGAGGAGAGGCAGAGAGAAAGGGAGAGAAGAAGGGAGAGGGCUAGGGGAGGAGGAUCUGGCGUGGUGAGAGCAAGCAGCCUGGCAGAGGACAGAGAGAGGGAGAUGGAAGCAGAAGAGAGGAGGUCAGGGACAUGUUCGGAGAGCUCAGAAUCAAUUGAAAGGGAAGACUGCAAUAUGGGAAGGGCAGAAAGAUUGGCGGGGAUCAAGGAUGAAAGGGAAGACGAGGGAAGGGUAGAGGAAGACUCCAGUGAGAUGGAGGAGGGGGAUAGGGGGAAGAAUGGGGAAGGAAGUGGUGGUUCUGCAGAGGGGGAGAGAGUGUUGCAUGCAAGAGAUCUGGGAGAGAGCUGUGGGGUCGACAUGGGGCGAGAGGCAGACGAAGAGCCAGAGGGUUGUCUCACUUUCCAAGAUGAUCUUCAUGAGGCCAGACAGUCACGAAGGAAGAAUUCAGCCCCUUCAAGCCAGAUAGCCAACGCUCUCUUCAACCAGCCUCUCAGUCGGGAGGCGGACGCAGAUUCUAGCACGUCAUACGGGGUCGAGGACAUGGAUCUGAAUGGAACCUACUACCAGAAAGAACCCUUCCACCUGGACGCUGCUCGUGAGCGAUCUCUCACCAUCUCCUCUCCCUUUCGUCACUCUCCCUUCUCCUACAAGCCCAAGACCCUGGACCAAAACCAGAAUGCCUCCCGGCCAAGGCCCCUCUCUCUUCUCCAGCACUCCCACUCAAACUCCCUCCCCCCUAAACUUCCCUCCCUCUCGCUGUCUCUUUCUCCCACUCCCCCAUCUUCCCCUUCAUGUGCCUCCCCACACUCUUCAUCCUACCUCGUCCCCCGUCCUAACACCCCAAAUUCCACCUCGCCCUCACCCUCUCUACGCACACCGUCCUCAUCUUUUAACUUUGACAUUGCCGAGCCAGCAGGACCCCAGAAGAACCGUCCUUUCGUCUCACUGCCUUUUAAUACCCCUAGGGAUGACUUGUUACCCCCCCUCGACCAAGCCCUUCCCACAAGAGACUGGGUCACCAUUGAAGGGGACUUUGUCCUGGUCCUGGCCCUUUAUCAGUCCCACCUUGGGGCUGAUCUUCAUGCUGCACCCCAGGCCAGGUUUGACGAUGGGCUGAUCCACCUGACCUUUGUGCGGGCGGGGAUCUCCAGAGCCACUCUACUGAGACUGUUCUUUGCCAUGGAAAGAGGAACCCACCACUCCGUCAGCUCGCCGUAUGUGAGCCACAUCACCUGCAAGGCCUUCAGGCUGCAGCCUCUGUCUACACGGGGGACACUUACUGUGGAUGGAGAACUGGUGCCCUAUGGGCCUCUUCAAGCGCAGGUUCACCCUUCCAUGGCUCGUCUCAUCGUUGGUGACUCUGGAGUGCAGAUUACCAGAUUCUAAUCAGGGAUUGGUUGAGCAGAUUGGUGGAAACGGCACUCUACUGAAUUAUGUAAUCUGUGUUUGUCAUCUUUACUCUGAAAGAGAGGGCACAGUAUCUGAGAGACUUUAAAUAGCCUGGAUUGCAGAAACUGCUUUUCUGGGGUUUAAUGAAAGGGAUAACCCACCGAGUCACGCAUCAUUGGAGCAUGACUGCAGGGAUUAAUAGCGAAUUUGAAAAUGGAUGAAAAAUGCGCCUCAUUGCACAGCUGUUGGAUUACGCUCAGCGUACCCUGAGAAGCAUGAAAACUGCACAGCCUGGGAUAGUAAGAGGGAAGAACAAUCGAAUGUUUAGGGACGUUUUUGUGUGCAGAUAGUGCAUGUGUUGGAUGUAUACGUAGUAGUAUGCAUGCAGAGAAGCACUACCUGAAUUUUGCCUUUCAGUGAGAUGGAAAGAAAUCAGAUUAAAACAGAGAAAGUUGUUCUUAAACAUGAAAUGCUAUAAAAAUGACAUUGAGAUUCACUCAGACCAACAGGCCAUUACAAUUGGCCCCAACCCUUUAUCUUCAACCCCACCCUAAGGUCCAAAUGUUUGAGUAUAAAAACUUCCGUCCAUGAAAGGAAUGCCUUAUCUGACACUGGACAGUAACAGUUGUACCUUUGCCCUUAUUGCUCUUACUUAUAUAAGAAACCCAAAUAUUCUUAAUCUCUGUCCACCUAUCAUAGCGUCCGUCCACUACAUCAAAGCAAAGCUACGCUUAUAUACUUAGACAUACUAGUAGAGCCACCUAACUACUUUUAUCUUUGAGCACACUACUCUCCACUGUUUGAAGCAUCUGUGGAGAAAUGUACACUUUAAUGACUCAAUGUAGCGCAGCGAGAUCAAGCUUUUCAGGGUCAUUAUAUAAGUAGGAGCAGAAGAACCGUUGAGCGGUGACCAUUACUGAUAUCUUUACAUAAUCUGCCUGUUUUUCUUCGCCAGUGAAUGCACGAUGAUGGUGUCAAUGAUAUCACACGUUGCAACAUAUUGAACAUAAAAAUGUCUGAACGAAGCAAGCUUCUUUGUCAGUGGAUCACUAUCUCUGAGUAAUCAUCUUUGGAAGCGUAGAGGACAUUUCAUGCCUCUUUUAGGUAGUAAGUAGUGCAUUCAUUUUGCACAAUAGCUGCAGUUGAAGCAGCACAAGCAAAAUCACAGCAAGAGAAUUCUUUGUAACCUUUAGAUACAUCUACAGAGUAACGCAGAAUCUGAUACAAUGCUUUGAUCUAGAAAUGGAUGCACUAGUAUUAAUAGCCGAGUCCAGAUACUAUAAUAAAUGGAUCACAUUACAGUUUAGUCUAGACUGAAACAAAUGUAAUGUCUCAAUUUGAACAGCUGUUGAAAGGUAGGACUGACUGAUUACAAAAUCAUUCAGUAACUUUUAAAUCCUGCCAUAGAGGCAAACAAGGGCACUAAACACUAAAAUCCAGCAGCUCUGUGUUGUCACAUCAGACUUUUGAUCAAGAGAUAAAUAGAAUGGAGGUUAAACUACUUUCACUGUGAGAAAUCAUCCAGCAGCAGAGCUGAUAUUAAGUGAUAGAUUGGGUUUGAAAUGUAAAAUAUCUUGAGAACUUUUUCCAAAUUAUGAUUUGUCCUUAGUGAAGUGAAACAGCAGAUGUUGGAGCUCGUACUAGGAAUUGUCAUGUUUUAUAAAUACAUUUCUGAAAUGUUAUAAUAAAACCUACUGAUAUGGUGUGGACACAGGAUAAAUCAAUAGCAUGUGCAGUGUAUCAAUCAGUAAGAUCAUGUGCCGCCUGCUUGGGUCAUCGUCAACAUACUGUAUGUCUCGGUCAUGCCUGGACAACUCAAUGCCUUUGUAUAAUAAGCCUGUAAAUUCUGGCUGUUGAUCAUGAACUGUUAAAACCUGACUGCAGAAAAUGGAGUAAAACCUUUUGCUCACCAGGCCUUUAUUUUUAUUCUUCUAUUUUUGUAUUUAUUUCCUCUGAGUGCACAAUGCAGCUAGUCUACCACAACACUGUGCUUACACAGCUACACAAUGUUAAUUCAACAUUUUGAGCCGAGGCUUGCAACAGUACCAAAUAGAAGAAUUUAUAUACA